CGCCGCCCGCCGAGGAGCCGGAGGCCCGGCCCGAGGGAGAGGGCUCUCCCGGCAAGGCCAGGCCCGCGGCGGCCCGCAGGCCCGGGGCCGCCGCGCCGGCGGAGCGCGACGACCGGGGGCCCCCCACCAGCGUGGCGGCUCUCAGGUCCAACUUCGAGAGGAUCCGCAAGGGCCAGGGCCAGCCCGCGGCGGCGGACACCGAGAAGCCUUUCUACGUGAACGUCGAGUUUCACCACGAGCGCGGCCUGGUGAAGGUCAACGACAAAGAGGUGUCGGACCGGAUUAGCUCCCUGGGCACCCAGGCCAUGCAGAUGGAGCGCAAGAAGUCCCAGCAGAGCACUGGGCCGGGCCCGGGGGACGCGCCCAGGCCCGCUUACCGGGGGCGCGCCUCGGAGAGCAGCUGCGGCCUCGACGGCGACUACGAGGACGCCGAGUUGAACCCUCGCUUCCUGAAGGACAACCUGAUCAACGCCAAUGGCGGCGGCAGACCCCCUUGGCCGCCCCUGGAGUACCAGCCCUACCAGAGCAUCUACGUCGGGGGCAUGAUGGGGGAAGGGGAGGGCAAGGGGGCCCUCCUGCGCAGCCAGAGCACUUCGGAGCAGGAGAAGCGCCUCACCUGGCCCCGCAGGUCCUACUCUCCCCGGAGCUUUGAGGACUGCGGAGGCGGCUACACCCCGGACUGCAGCUCCAACGAGAACCUCACCUCCAGCGAGGAGGACUUCUCCUCCGGCCAGUCCAGCCGCGUGUCCCCAAGCCCCACCACCUACCGCAUGUUCCGGGACAAGAGCCGCUCACCCUCCCAGAACUCACAGCAGUCCUUCGACAGCAGCAGUCCCCCCACGCCGCAGUGCCAUAAGCGGCACCGGCACUGCCAGGUUGUCGUGUCUGAGGCCACCAUCGUGGGCGUGCGCAAGACCGGGCAGAUCUGGCCCAGCGACGGGGAGGGCACCUUCCAUGGAGACGCAGAUGCCUCGUUCAGCACGCCGCCUGGGUACAGCUGUGCUGCGGACCGGGCCGAGGAGCAGCGCCGGCAUCAGGACGGGCUCCCCUACAUCGAUGACUCGCCCUCCUCCUCACCCCACCUCAGCAGCAAGGGCAGGGGCAGCCGGGACGCGCUGGCCUCGGGAGCCCCGGAGUCCACCAAAGCGAGCGAACUGGACUUGGAAAAGGGCUUGGAGAUGAGGAAGUGGGUCCUGUCUGGAAUCCUGGCCAGUGAGGAGACCUACCUGAGCCACCUGGAGGCGCUGCUGUUGCCCAUGAAGCCUUUGAAAGCCGCCGCCACCACCUCCCAGCCUGUGCUGACGAGUCAGCAGAUCGAGACCAUCUUCUUCAAAGUGCCUGAGCUCUACGAGAUCCACAAGGAGUUCUACGACGGGCUCUUCCCCCGCGUGCAGCAGUGGAGCCACCAGCAGCGGGUGGGUGACCUCUUCCAGAAACUGGCCAGCCAGCUGGGUGUGUACCGGGCCUUUGUGGACAACUACGGGGUGGCCAUGGAAACGGCCGAGAAGUGCUGUCAGGCCAACGCUCAGUUUGCAGAAAUCUCUGAGAACCUGAGAGCCAGAAGCAACAAGGAUGCCAAGGAUCUGACGACCAAGAACUCUCUGGAAACUCUGCUCUACAAGCCUGUGGACCGGGUGACGAGGAGCACGCUUGUCCUUCAUGACUUGCUGAAGCACACGCCCUCCAGCCACCCCGACCACUCCCUGCUGCAGGACGCCCUCCGCAUCUCGCAGAACUUCCUCUCUAGCAUCAACGAGGAGAUCACGCCUCGCCGGCAGUCCAUGAUGGUGAAGAAGGGAGAGCACCGACAGCUGCUGAAGGACAGCUUCAUGGUGGAGCUGGUGGAGGGCGCCCGCAAGCUGCGCCACGUCUUCCUCUUCACCGACCUGCUCCUCUGCACCAAGCUCAAGAAGCAGAGUGGAGGCAAAACCCAGCAGUACGACUGCAAGUGGUACAUUCCGCUCACGGAUCUCAGCUUCCAGAUGGUGGACGAGUCGGAGGCAGCACCCAACAUCCCCCUGGUGCCGGACGAGGAGCUGGAUGCCUUGAAGAUCAAGAUCUCCCAGAUCAAGAGUGACAUCCAAAGAGAGAAGCGAGCGAACAAGGGCAGCAAGGCCACAGAGCGGCUGAAGAAGAAGCUGUCCGAGCAGGAGUCGCUGCUGCUGCUCAUGUCUCCCAGCAUGGCCUUCCGGGUGCACAGCCGCAACAGCAAGAGCUACACGUUCCUGAUAUCCUCUGACUACGAGCGUGCCGAGUGGAGGGAGAACAUCCGGGAACAGCAGAAGAAAUGUUUCAAAAGCUUCUCCCUGACAUCCGUGGAGCUGCAGAUGCUGACCAACUCGUGCGUCAAGCUUCAGACCGUUCACAACAUUCCACUGACCAUCAACAAAGAAGAUGACGAAUCUCCUGGGCUCUACGGGUUCUUGAAUGUCAUCGUCCACUCAGCCACCGGAUUUAAGCAGAGCUCAAAUCUGUAUUGCACCCUGGAGGUGGACUCCUUCGGCUAUUUUGUGAAUAAAGCAAAGACGCGCGUCUACAGGGACACUGCGGAGCCGAACUGGAAUGAGGAGUUCGAGAUAGAGCUGGAAGGCUCGCAGACGCUGAGAAUCCUGUGCUAUGAAAAGUGCUACAACAAAGCGAAGAUCAGCAAGGAGGACGGUGAGAGCACAGACAGGCUCGUGGGCAAGGGCCAGGUCCAGUUGGACCCCCAGGCCUUGCAGGACAGAGACUGGCAACGCACCGUCAUCGCCAUGAAUGGGAUCGAGGUGAAACUCUCUGUCAAGUUCACCAGCAGGGAGUUCAGCUUGAAGAGAAUGCCUUCCCGAAAACAGACAGGGGUCUUCGGGGUCAAGAUUGCUGUGGUCACCAAGAGAGAGAGGUCCAAAGUGCCCUACGUCGUGCGACAGUGCGUGGAGGAGAUCGAGCGCCGAGGCAUGGAGGAGGUGGGCAUCUACCGCGUGUCCGGAGUGGCCACGGACAUCCAGGCGCUGAAGGCAGCCUUCGACGUCAAUAACAAGGACGUGUCGGUGAUGAUGAGCGAGAUGGACGUGAACGCCAUCGCCGGCACCCUGAAGCUCUACUUCCGCGAGCUGCCCGAGCCCCUCUUCACCGACGAGUUCUACCCCAACUUCGCUGAGGGCAUCGCUCUUUCAGACCCUGUUGCAAAGGAGAGCUGUAUGCUCAACCUGCUGCUGUCCCUGCCAGAGGCCAACCUGCUCACCUUCCUCUUCCUUCUGGACCAUCUGAAAAGGGUGGCAGAAAAGGAGGCAGUGAACAAGAUGUCCCUGCACAACCUGGCCACGGUCUUCGGCCCCACGUUGCUGCGGCCCUCGGAGAAGGAGAGCAAGCUCCCUGCCAACCCCAGCCAGCCCAUCACCAUGACUGACAGCUGGUCCCUGGAGGUCAUGUCCCAGGUCCAGGUGCUGCUGUACUUCCUGCAACUAGAGGCCAUCCCUGCCCCAGACAGCAAGAGACAGAGCAUCUUGUUCUCCACCGAAGUCUAAAGGCCCAACUCCACCUCCAAGAGGCUGGCAGAACAGCCUGGAAACCUCUGGCUAAAUAGGCCCUCCAUUGAGCGGGAACCGAACCUUCUUGAGGUGUAAUUGGGCCUCCCCCAAGAGUCUGGGCCAUCUGCCAAGAGACAGCUAUCUAAAGCAGAAGACCCAGUGGCCUGGGCAGAUCCCAGGGCUGGCCUCAGACUGUGGCUUUCCACACUGCCACCAGAGGGCGCCCCAGGCCAGCGUGUCUCCGCUGCGGGCCUGGCCCCUGGGCACGGGGUUGAGAGAGUGAUUUUUAUGAACUUAACUUAUCAGAGUUUAAAAGAUUUCUACUGGAUCACUUAUCAAGAUGCACCCUCUCCGGGCAGAAGGGAACACGACCAGAUUCCCUCCCUGUUGUGUCUUGAAUAAACGCUGCUGCU
This is a messenger RNA of Propithecus coquereli (Coquerel's sifaka), 3919 nucleotides long. It is a transcript of the gene BCR, whose product is annotated as breakpoint cluster region. Gene Ontology annotation, cellular component: membrane. Bases 306 to 3503 code for a protein of 1065 amino acids. The record is from RefSeq and is a predicted model, not a curated record. The transcript is spliced from 23 exons. Gene Ontology annotation, molecular function: guanyl-nucleotide exchange factor activity; GTPase activator activity. Lineage: Eukaryota; Metazoa; Chordata; Mammalia; Primates; Indriidae. Gene Ontology annotation, biological process: intracellular signal transduction; positive regulation of GTPase activity.